This is a messenger RNA of Periophthalmus magnuspinnatus, 1755 nucleotides long. Its product is annotated as neurofilament light polypeptide-like. The record is from RefSeq and is a predicted model, not a curated record. Gene Ontology annotation, biological process: neurofilament bundle assembly. The transcript is spliced from 6 exons. Gene Ontology annotation, molecular function: structural constituent of postsynaptic intermediate filament cytoskeleton. Gene Ontology annotation, cellular component: intermediate filament; cytoplasm; axon. NCBI's taxonomy places the organism in Eukaryota, Metazoa, Chordata, Actinopteri, Gobiiformes, Gobiidae. Bases 13 to 1755 code for a protein of 580 amino acids.
CCAUCCACAAUCAUGUCUUCCCGCAGCUUUGACCCUUUUUACCCAUCCACUUACAAAAGAAGAGUGGUUGGGCUCAAUUCAAGGCAUGACGGAGGAAUAGGAUCAAGGUCCACUUAUUCAAGCUACUCUGCCCCUUUUUCUUUUGCUUCUUCACGCAGAAGUUAUCCCAUGCAUAGCCGUGUUAUUUCAAGCUCUGUGCUGCUUUCUGCUCCGGUGACUGCAGCUGCGACUGAUUUACGUCUUGACCAGGCAGCCCAGGUCAGCUCUGAGUUCAAAGUUUUGAGGACCCAAGAAAAAGCCGAGCUGCAGGACCUCAAUGACCGCUUUGUCAGUUUCAUUGACAGGGUACAUGACUUGGAGCAGCAGAAUAAGCUUUUGGAGACUGAGCUUAUGUUGCUUAGACAAAGGCAGACUCAGCCAUCCAACUUGAAGGCCCUUUAUGAGCAAGAGAUCCACCAGCUUCAUGCAGUGCUAGAUGGAGCCAGAAGUGAGAAGCAAGCAGCCCAAGAUCACAAGAACCAACUGGAGCAUGUGUUUAAAAACAUGCAAAAGCAAUAUGAAGAUGAGGUCCUGGCCAGAGAGGAGGCAGAGAUGCAUUUGAUGGAUGCCAGGAAAGGAGCAGAUGAAGCAGCAUUGGGGCAGGCUGAGUUUGAGAAGAAGGUUGAGAAUCUCUUGGACGAGCUUGACUUCUUGAAGCGUGUAUGUGAGAGCGAGUUAGCCGAACUCCAAGCUCAAAUCCACUACACUGCAGAGGUGACUGUGGAGAUGGAGGUAGCUAAACCAGACCUCUCAGCCUCUUUGCGGGAUAUUCGUCUCCAGUAUGAGAAGUUGGCCCAGAACAACCUCCAGUCAGCUGAAGAGUGGUUCACCAACAAGAUGAAAGUGAUGACAGUGGGCAGCGCACGUGACACAGAAAGUGCCAGAAGUGCCAAAGAUGAGGCCGGAGAAUAUCGCAGAUUGCUCAGAGCUAGGUCCCUGGAGAUUGAAGCCUGCAGGGAAAUGAACCAAGCUCUGGAAAACCAAAUACAGGAAGUGGAGGAGAAACAAAGUGCUGAAGUUCAAGCACUUCAGGAUACAAUAAGCCAAUUGGAGGAUGACCUCAGGGUAAACAAAGCUGACAUGGCUCGCUAUUUGAAAGAUUAUCAGGAGCUGCUAAAUGUGAAGAUGGCUUUAGAUAUUGAGAUUGCAGCAUAUAGGAAGUUGUUGGAAGGUGAAGAAAGCCGUUUGAAUGUGUCAGCUCCAGCUCAUAGUGUGUAUUCCCAGACCAUGUACUGCAGCCCCUCAUACGGCCAACUUCAGCUCUGCUCUGCCUCUCCACUCCUCAUGAGCUCCUCCCGGUGGUACUCGUCCACACUUUCCACCGAGGAAAAAAUAUCCUCCAGCCAGGCACAGCAGGCAGAAGCUAGCCCACCCAAUGAGCCUGAGGUGGAUGAUAGGGGAGAAGAUGGAGAGGAGAUGAGGCCAGAGAAGGAAGAAGAACAAGAAGAAGCAGGUUAUGAGGAAGCAGAAGAUGAAGACCAUGAUGGUGAUGAUGAAGAUGGAGGGGAAGGAGGUGAAGAGGAGGAUGGUGAAGGAGAAGAAGUGGCAGAUGAGGAGCAGGAGGAAGAAGAGACAGAAGAAUCAGUGGAGUCAGUGGAAACCAAAAAGAAAACAAUUGAAACAACAACAGAUAAAAAAGCUCACUCCUCAGCCUGGUACCUACAAGCCUUGGCAGAAUGGCAGGUGCAGGUGGGCUGGAAGCGGAGGGCCAACUAA